This is a messenger RNA of Drosophila virilis, 1679 nucleotides long. RefSeq names its product ubiquitin-conjugating enzyme E2 S. Lineage: Eukaryota; Metazoa; Arthropoda; Insecta; Diptera; Drosophilidae. The record is from RefSeq and is a predicted model, not a curated record.
AUUUGCCGAUUAUCAAGCAAAUACACACUGUCAUUGUCGAACACUGACUUCUGACACGACAAAUUGAAGGUGAGCGACAAGCGUACGGGCAGAGCAUAAAGCAAAACCAACAUAGCCGACAGUAUAGCGUAUACCAUACGACGAGGGUUUCUGUAAAUGGAGGCUGUUUUGUGUUUUGUUGUUGAGCGUGAAGUGUGCAAUUGAGUAGAAAUUGUGUGUGCUUCUUUUUUUUUUUUGUUUUUUAAAUGUUUCGAGAAGCCAAUAACCAAAUAGGAAAACAAAUCGAUUUCAGUUUUAAGCAUAUACAAACAACUAACAAGCAUACAGUACGAGGCAGCAGAUAUAAAACGGGCGCAAAUUGGAAAAACAGCAACGAAGACGAAAACGAAAACAGAGCAAAACGUUUUCUCUCCUACCACCAUACUUACACCCCCGCCCCGCUAUCCCCCGCCCCGCUUACACACACACACACACACACGAGACGCUGACGCGACGCCAGUGAAAAUACAGUUAGUAGCUAAGCUUUUUAAAUACAGUUCUCGCGCCGCCAACGAGCAGAGCUUCAGGACAGUUGAGAGCAGACAUUAAGGAAACCUUGAGAGCCAGUCAUACAUACACAUACACAUCAACACAGAAGCACACGCACAGCUACACAACACACACACACCCACACCCACACACACACACACCGACACAUACAAAUACAUACACGCACACACGCACAAGCGAACGCAGCAGACGCGCCAGCCAUGAGUUCGCAAUAUUCGAAUGUGGAGAACCUGUCGCCGCAGACCAUACGGCAGGUGAUGAAGGAACUGCAGGAUAUGGAGACAACACCACCGGAGGGCAUCAAGGUGUUGAUCAAUGAGAGCGAUGUCACCGAUAUACAGGCGUUCAUAGAUGGCCCAGCCGGCACACCGUAUGCGGUUGGUGUAUUCCGUGUCAAAUUGACGCUAAGCAAAGAUUUUCCACAAACGCCGCCAAAGGCAUAUUUCCUAACAAAAAUUUUCCAUCCAAAUGUUGCAUCGAAUGGCGAGAUAUGCGUGAAUACACUGAAAAAGGAUUGGAAACCGGAUUUGGGCAUUAAGCAUAUAUUGCUAACAAUCAAAUGCCUGCUAAUUGUCCCCAAUCCCGAAUCGGCACUCAACGAGGAGGCCGGCAAAAUGCUGCUCGAACGCUACGAUGAUUACUCGCAGCGGGCGCGCAUGAUGACCGAGAUACAUGCACAGCCGGCCAAGUGCGGCGCUGGCGCCAGCGAUGCCAAAGACGAUGACGGACCCUCGACAAAGAAGCACGCGGGCCUCGACAAGAAGCUGCAGGACAAGAAAAAGGAGAAGUUGCUCAAGGAGAAAAAGCGCAUGCUCAAGAGAUUAUGAGACGCAUAAAUAAACGGAGCAGCCGCAGCAGCAGCAGGAGCUAGCCGGAGCGACAGGCAGCCGGAGAACGGAGGAGUUAAGAUGUAGUUAAAGAAACAACAACAACAACAGCAACAGCUUAUAUAUAUAUGCAUGUAUGUAUGUAUAUGUGUCUAGGAGGCCAGCAGCAGGCAUAAAUCUACAGUGGAGCCGCAAUAAAGCGAACAACAGCCGCUAAAUAAAGAUGACAGCAGCAACAGCAACAACAACAACAACAACAACAAAUACCAACUCCAAAGAAAAGUGCAUCCAGUUACAUAAAAA